AUGGAAGAAAGAAAAGGGGAUGCAACAAUUCUGAUCAUCUCCGGUUUGAUGUUCCUCUGCGUCGUCGCCGGCGGCCUCCUCCUCUGCCUCUACCUCUUUGUCCCGGAAUCGGAGUCUCAAGAUUGGUACUCCGUCGUCGGGAUCAUCUUGGUAUCGACUCCAUGGAUAUUUUGGUUUUUGGUUUAUUUGUAUCAUUGCCUCAAACCCAUCAGAUUGCAGUCCAACGCCGCCUUGAAACACUCCUCGAGCAGCAACCGGCCGCCGUCCGCUGCCAAUAACAGUGGCGGAAUUGUAGCCAAUCUUCCUCAAGUUGAAUCGCCGGAUUGUGAUACGCCCGGUGAUGGCAAACGACGUGUGCAUUUUGGUGCAGUGGUUGUUAAGGGAAAUAACCCACAAGGUGGUAAGAAAUCUAGCCAUGAUAGCAGUUCGAAAGAACUGAGAUCGAACGAGAGCGGAGCAACGUCGCCAACCUUGUCUUCGUAG
Molecule: messenger RNA, 483 nt
Organism: Cucurbita maxima (winter squash)
Lineage: Eukaryota; Viridiplantae; Streptophyta; Magnoliopsida; Cucurbitales; Cucurbitaceae
Exons: 1
Coding region: 1-483 (160 amino acids)
Source: RefSeq, a predicted model, not a curated record